AGCUGUUGAGCGCUGUGUGCGGGAGAGAAGAGUCUCGUAGUACCCGGGAGGUGAGGGCGGAUGGAGACCGUGGCCUGACGGGCAGGGAGAGCCAGUACCGGGUGGGGAGGGUGCUCUCACUCCGGGCUGUGGCCUCGGUCAGUAUGGGCCUCAUCUUUGCGAAGCUGUGGAACUUCUUCUGUAACCAAGAGCACAAGGUGAUCAUUGUCGGCCUGGAUAAUGCAGGAAAAACAACUAUUCUUUACCAGUUUUUAAUGAAUGAAGUGGUUCACACCUCGCCAACCAUCGGAAGCAACGUAGAGGAAAUUGUGGUGAAGAAUACCCACUUCUUGAUGUGGGACAUCGGAGGCCAGGAAUCUCUGCGAUCAUCAUGGAACACCUACUAUUCUAAUACAGAGUUUAUUAUCCUGGUCGUCGACAGCACUGACCGAGAGAGACUCUCCAUUACAAAAGAGGAACUCUACAGGAUGCUCGCUCAUGAGGAUUUACGAAAGGCAGCGGUUCUUAUCUUUGCAAACAAGCAGGAUAUGAAAGGCUGCAUGACGGCAGCCGACAUCUCCAAAUACCUCACCCUUAGCUCUAUAAAGGAUCAUCCAUGGCAUAUCCAGUCGUGCUGUGCGCUCACAGGAGAAGGGUUAUGUCAAGGUCUUGAAUGGAUGACUUGCCGAACUGGAGUGAGAUAACUCCAUCCCUCCCCGGGAUACCGUUUACUCUAUGGACUCUUCUCAGUACCUUUUUUACACUACAACAUCUCCAUGUUUAAUAUUAUAAGAGGAUCGGAUCUGUCUCUGAGCCACACUUGUAUACAAGUGACGCCGCAUCAGGAAACUUAUUUGGCAACUAUUAGGCUACAUGACACACGACCUCCGACGGACACUUCAUGAUUUUCUGGAGUCCUUUGUACAUCCAGAGCAUUAAUACACAAUGCUGCUGUUUUUACAAAAAAUGGCAUCCAUGUUUUUGUUUUUUUUUAAUGGUUCUAAAUCAUGGUCAGCAUAAGCUAGCUGGGCUUCUUCGACAGUUGUGGACUUUGGCGCCCUGGAAGCUGUAGUCUCACAGCGGUUAAAGAGCCACAGUUGCCAAAUUCUGGAUUUUAAUAGGUCAAUAUUCAUCUGUUAUAUUUGGCAAGCAGCAUAUCAUUGCACAAAAGUCACACUUGGGCGAGGACUAUAUGCCGAGCUUGGUCGCCUCUGAGUUGUGUCAAAGUUAAAUCAGUACUUUACGGUUUACCUAUGGUGAAAAGAGUUGGAAAAACACCCAAAGGAUUGGGUGUCGCAGAAAAUUGUACCAUAUUGGCUUUUAAUUUUGGCUAGAUCAUUUCUAACUUUCACGGAUCGUCAAAAAAACAGUGCUCUCCCCCAGAAGGAAGAAAACCAUCUCUGAUGCCCCCUGAGCAAAGAAUUUUUUUUUUUUUUUUUUUUUUUUCUUCUUCCUUCCCAAGGAACUUUUGCCCUAAGGCAAUUGGUCCCCAACCAUUGGCUUUGAAAGGGUCUAUUCACACGGCAGAGUUUUCACUUGCGGAAUUCUGCCUCAAAUUAAAGCCCAUAGACUUCUAUGGGA
Hyla sarda is the source of this 1560-nucleotide messenger RNA. It is a transcript of the gene ARL5B, whose product is annotated as ADP ribosylation factor like GTPase 5B. Gene Ontology annotation, cellular component: trans-Golgi network; cytoplasm. The record is from RefSeq and is a predicted model, not a curated record. Gene Ontology annotation, biological process: protein localization to Golgi membrane; intracellular protein transport; vesicle-mediated transport. The transcript has 6 exons. Gene Ontology annotation, molecular function: GTP binding; GTPase activity. Lineage: Eukaryota; Metazoa; Chordata; Amphibia; Anura; Hylidae. The coding region runs from base 144 to 683 and encodes 179 amino acids.